This is a messenger RNA of Lucilia cuprina (Australian sheep blowfly), 3411 nucleotides long. RefSeq lists its product as uncharacterized. Bases 394 to 2694 code for a protein of 766 amino acids. Lineage: Eukaryota; Metazoa; Arthropoda; Insecta; Diptera; Calliphoridae. Gene Ontology annotation, biological process: cellular response to calcium ion; regulation of calcium ion-dependent exocytosis; calcium-ion regulated exocytosis. The transcript has 7 exons. The record is from RefSeq and is a predicted model, not a curated record. Gene Ontology annotation, molecular function: phosphatidylserine binding; calcium ion binding; SNARE binding.
GCUAUACAUGUAAAGUUAGUGUGGUUGGGUUGACAAUCCUCGAUCGUUGUUCGUUGAACUCCGAGUCGUUCCGGGGCGAAGAACCGAUUGCCGUGAGAACGCAAUCGUAUAUAAACUAUAGAUAUUUCUAUUGGUUUCUGAUCUGCUUUGUCAUCCUAAACAUAAGAUUCUGAUAAAGGAUUGACAUUCUCUAUAUAUUCGAAUAAUACGGAUAAAAUUAUUAAGAAUACUACAAAAAUUGUUGCUAUAAGCUGGAAUAUUUCAAAAUUUCUGACAGAUAUCCAGAUCAAGAUCGCGUAAAAGACAUAUAUUGGAAAUCGUGUACCUGUACUCAACAGAUGAAAAGCAUGAUAGACAUGAUUUUCAUGAUCUUACACUGGAAGUACAUUAAAAAUGGACGAAUCACCCAUAACACUGACCAGCAUUAUAUUGAUAGCAGUUUUUCUUAUAAUACUUGGCAUGAUAUUGUAUCGUUAUUUUGGAAAUCGAGAAACAUUUUGGUCACGUUCUUAUAAAGAGGAAAAAAUCGGACUAUCUGCUCAUAAACUUUUCAAGCCUAAUGGUUAUAUGAUUCAUUCUGGUUCCGAACUAUUACUUAGUUCCAGUGGUAGCUUUAAACGUUUCGAUACGGUAGAUAAAGAAAGUUGUAAAAAUAGUCAAAACUCUCCCAAACACGCAACAACGCCAUUGUGGAAUUUAUCACAAAACGAAAGUGAAAUACCUCCACAACCCUUAAGGCCAGCACCAGCUCCCUGCUCAUCACAAACGGCUGGCAGUGUGGGACAUACUAAAAUUGUUACAUUUUCGGUGAAUCUCGAAAACGAAAGCCCUUUCGUUAGUCAACAUAAUAGCAGGGAAAACGGCGAUAUGUUUAGAUCUGGAAUAUUACAAUCAAAUUUAAAACGACCGGUUGAUAUACCAGUCCUAGAAGCACCGCCUCAAACAAAACUAACAAAUAAUAUAGUGGCCUCACAAACGGCCACCGCAAUACCACGUCCUGUGGUUAAGAAAUCACCUCAACAAAAUGGCUUUUAUAAGGAAGACAAUCCCCAGCAGCUGUUGUCGGGUUCCAGCGACAGUGACCCAGAUCAGUUGCAACGUGCAAAUAACACAAAUCCUUUUCUAGAAAAUUUACCUAAAACACAACCUAACAGCACUGCCUUAAAAUCAAACAACCAAACAACGACCAAUGAGCCUGCAAUAACCAUUGCAAAUCCUUUUGUGGAAACCCAUAAUAUAAACGAUGUUACUUCGUCGAAUAUCGAAGAUCAUUUUUCGGAGAAGGGCUUGGGUUUGCCUAGAACUUUUAGAAAUCGUUCAUUUUCCGAAACUGUAGCUGACGAUAAAGAGGAAUCGGCUACAAUUUCUUUGCGUAAUCUCACAAAUGCUUUUCACACCAGCCCCAAUACUACACCCAAUCCGGGUAAUCCUUUUUCUCAUGUGGCUCGCAAAAUCAAGGGACCUCACAUGCUGCAGAAAACCAUUUCAGAAGAUUUUCUAUUUCGCAAAAUAGGCUCCGCACAAAAUGCCAAUGGUGUUAUUAAUGGCAACAAUGGCACUAAUACUUGGAGUUUUGGUCGUCUUCUAAUGCAAGAGGAUGCUUCGUUUAAUCUGUGGCGUCGUAAUAGUUCACAAACUUCUUUGGAUUCGGGCAGCAUGGCUUCGUUGGAUGGUGUUAAUUUGGAGCGUGCAAUAUCCUGUGAUUCAGUUGAUUCGGAUUUAUCGACUACGGGUUUUACUAGUGAUUUUGAUCAGUCUACUUAUACACAAAUAACGGGGUAUUUGUGUGUGGGUUUGCAUUAUGAUAAGAAUUCCAUAACCGAAGAAGGCAUGGAUUUACAAGUGAGUGUUUUGGAAGCUAAAGGUUUGGUUUUACCUUUUAAAGUUGAUUCGCUAGAUACUUUUGUUCGCAUCUAUUUAGUACCAGAUCAAGCGGGCGCCUUGCAAACUAAGAUUGUUAAAGAUUCUCCAACACCCACUUACAAUGAAACUCUCAACUUCUGGUUGACACGACAACAAACACGUCAUUCGUUAUGGUUUCAUUUGUAUCACAAUGGAUCAGCUCACACAUUAAUCGGUGAAGCCGAAAUGGAAAUUGGGGAAAUGCCCAAACCGAUUACCACAUGGAUACCCCUAACUGAUUCGCGUAAAUGCAAUGCCAAAUGGGGCGAAUUAAUGUUUUCUCUUAGUUAUUUGCCGACGGCCGAACGUCUAACGAUAGUUGUGGUCAAAGCGCGUAAUAUACAACUACAAGUGCCAAGCAAGGGAGAUCCCAAUAAAUUACAGGAUAUACAAAAUGUAUUUGUUAAGGUCUAUUUAAUGAAUAAUGAAAAGAAAGUUCUCAAGAAACGUACUUCAUUGAAACGCAAAGAUCGUUGUCCGGUCUUCAAUGAAUCCGUUAUAUUUAGUUUACCGCCACAAAGUCUAACAACGACACAAUUACGCCUUACGGUAUUUGGUGUAAUUGAUGAGACUACGGUUACGCCACUUGGUCAUGUUGUAGCAGGUAGUUGUGCUACCGGCAAGGGUUUACGUCAUUGGCAUCAAAUGCUUUCAUCUUUACGCAAACCGGUUGCAAUGUGGCAUGUUUUGAGGCGUGUCACAAAUCAACCGGUAUUUACUGGCGGUGCAGAUGCAGUUGUAGCCGCUAUGCAAACUACAGCUCAACGUGCCAAGCGGAAUAGUGUAUUCUAAGAAGGACAAAUAAAAACAAACAACCAUAUAGCAUGAGCAACAUCAUCAUUAUCCUCAUAUCCGCUGAUAUGGUUACAUACACACAUAUAUUCGAAAUGAAUGUAAUACAUCAUAAUUCCUACAUAACAAUCCUAAGUAAAAUAUUUGAAAUAAGAAUUCGGUAUUUAGUCUGAAUUUUUUGUAUACUUAUCAGUGGUUAUUGUAUGAUUUUUUUUAAGGGGUAGGGAUAAUAAGGAAUUGAGAUGUUGUUGUAUAAGUACAGUUUGUUUAGUAAUUUGUUUUUGUGGAUUUUUUGAUUUAUUUCUAUAAAGACUUUUCAACCUAAGACGAAAAAUACAUAAACAUUUCAAGUUUAGAUGUAAAAUAUCUAAAAUUUCUCAAAGUUUUGAAAUAAAUUUUGUAAUUGAUUUGAAUAAGAACAUUACCUCUCGUAUAGACGAAAGUUUAUUAUACAUAUAUGGAACCUUAUAGCUUUGGUUUUAUUAGGGCUAUAAAUGGAAAUAGUGGUCCUAAUACCGGGAGUAUGAUCACAAUAAUUCUUUAACAAAGGCUGCAUUACUUAGGCCCAAUCUUUAGGUAAAGGAUUUGGGAUUAAUUUAAAAUUAAUCCUUUAAAAGUUGUUUUUGUGUACUCAAUUAGUUAAUUUUCUUUGCUAGUUUAAGCGCCCAAUAGAGGUGGUUUAAACUUGAGCAAGAAAUGCUGAAGUGCAAACAGCUG